This is a messenger RNA of Entamoeba invadens IP1, 556 nucleotides long. RefSeq lists its product as hypothetical. NCBI's taxonomy places the organism in Eukaryota, Evosea, Mastigamoebida, Endamoebidae. The transcript has a single exon. The record is from RefSeq and is a predicted model, not a curated record. Gene Ontology annotation, biological process: activation of GTPase activity. The annotation marks the transcript as partial. Gene Ontology annotation, molecular function: GTPase activator activity.
AUGGACGAGACUUCGGAGGUACUCCAAGAAGUAUUCAGGUGCUACUACUUAAAGUUUGAUUACCGUCUAUUGCACCAGAUAGGGGAGAGUGUCUCAUAUGACAAUUUAUUUCGACGACUCGCGUGGCAAAUACAUUUAGAGAUCUUACCAUUACCCGUCAGUCCCUUAUGGGUUAACAUCAUAGAAGCCCAACGCGAACGAUAUGACCAAUUUUUAGAGUACUUGAAACCGACUCAAUAUGAUGAUGUGAUAGGACAAGACAUUAACAGACUCUUCUCUGAUAUACCUUUCUUCAUGGUAGAGUCGACAAGAAACACAGUGAAACGGAUGUGUCAAGUGUUUGCUCAGAAUCACCCGAACAUCGGAUAUCAACAAGGCGUCCAUGAAUUAGUCGCGAUAGUCUAUUUGGCAUUCUCAGGGAACACCCCACCCUUUGUCGACUCUCCAGUUCCAUUUCCUCAAGAGUAUUUGGACACUUUUAAAACACUAACAAAGAAAGGCUACACCGAGCACGAUGCGUACAUCGCAACAGAAAGAAUCAUUGUGAUGCUGGCGA